CAAGGUCUAAACAUUAAAAUUUAGACAGUGAAUUAUCGUAGGAUGAAAAAUUAUGGUCCAAAUUGAUUCUGGAGGCCCUUUUUUGUAUUGCUAAUUCGAUACUUGAAGUUUGCAUUGAUUUGCGUCAUUGUCUUUCCUUAGAUGACGAGAGAACAUUCUUCUGUCGUAUGAACACAUCGCGUAACAUGCGGCGGAAGGACCACUGCACCGACAACAAGAUGGUCCGUAUUAAAGGUCGGUUCAGGAUCCUGUGGUCCGGGUGUUGCUACAGCUGGAACCAGGUCGAGCCCGUCUUCACUGCCGUCUGCAGCCCCGUGGAGACCCUCACGCCCAUCUCGGACGAGAUGGUGCCGCUCAAGACCUCCAUGUUCACUACGGAGCACGGCAUGGAUAUGGUGCUGUACGACGCCUCGUCCAACGUGUUUUUCCACCUGGGUUACGAAGUGAGUGAGGUGUGCGGGAUGUCAUGGUACGCGAUGGUACAUCCGGACUACCUCGAAACGGCCAGGAAGUACCAUCAACAAAUGCUUCAGCCGAGUAUUGGAACAGCGGCCAGUCGUUGCGCCUUCGUCUUACGCCUCCUUCGCAAGGACUCGGGCUGGGUGACGGUCAGCGUUACGGCCUGGCUAGACCGGGACAGUACGGUCAACCAUUCCGCUGUCAUCAUGUGCCAAAACCUGGUCAUUAGAGAAGACGAGAUUGCUAUGUACGAGUCCCAAGCUCUUCAUGAGUCCCUCGCCCGCCGGUCCGCUUGUCUGGUGUCACCAAGCCCCGCCUCGGCCUCGGGCUCCAGCGAGCGAUACAGCUGCAGUACGGGAGAUGAUGGCUCGUCACCCUGGCCAGACGCCUACCUACGACCCGAGGCAGCACCGCCUUGCCCUGCCGACUCCACGCCGGUGUACGGCUACGAUGUACUGGGAGGUCAGACCCAGCGGUCGGUUCAACCGUACCGGGGAGAAACCGUCCCGUAUCACUACUUAGACGACAGAGGUGGAGGAACCGAAUGGGGGUACGAUGGCGGUUGCUACUACCAAGGAACUCAAUUUAACAACUCCGCAUGUCAAGCGAGUGGGGGUUGGGAGUCCCGCCAGCUUACCGGGAGGGAGUUUUAUCAAGGGCCCGGGCAAUACGGGCCUUACUCGUCCGUACUGGUCGGGCCGGCUCGAACCAGUCAGUCUCUACGGUCCUCAACCUGCUCUCGCAACAAAGAGUGCCUCGUGGAAAGGUGUAACGGGAACAUGGUUGCCUCGAGUCGAAAUCAUACCGCUGCUACUCUUAGCAGCGAUCCCUGUCCCGCUCUGAAGAGGGCGGUUCUCGAAUGGGCAAGGCGCUUGAAAGCCAAGAGGCAAGGCGCAGCGACGCGUUUGUCACCCGGGAAUGACUACGACAAAGGCCGCAAAAGGUCAUUCCGGGAUACUGUGCCCGUGACACAAGGCCCGUACAAAGCCGAGGCGGACUACGCACCGUGUGGAGGUAGCUUCACUGCUUCACCCUCGAAACAUCGACCGGACAGUUCCUACAAAGCUCCAGAACCUAACCAACCGCACAUCAAUGAAUACCCUAACGCGAAAAUACCCGAAGACGUAACCAGCGCAAAUGUACGGUAUGUGACAUCUUGGGCUGGGCUAGAGCGGGAGCGCAUGUGGUGGUCGGAUUCAGGGGCAGGUGGGGUGCACCAAGUCAGCGUACCGGACAGUAUCCUCACCCCGGAGUCUUCCCCGACCCACGGCGAUACCUCCCCGGGGAAGCCCGGGCCCGCGGGGUCCGGUGCGCACGCUGCCUCCCCGGACGCCGGUGGACUGGCCCGCGGUACGCGGCAGCAGAACGAGCGGCUGGUAUCUGACGAGGAAUCUGAACCGGUUGUCGGUACCCUGGAGGCAGCGGUGGGCAAGGCAUUGUGCGCUCUGUCAUCGGACGAACUUAGACUCCUUGACCAGGCAACACUGUCACUACUGUAUCAGAAUACUCCCAUCCGGCAACCCGCCUUCCCUAAAAGGACACUGGCCAGCUCCGAUGAUGAGUAGAAUUGCACUGAACACAAUCCAAUGAACAGUGUUUAGGAUAAACAAAACUCACUCUUAGUUUGUUGCUGCUUUGAGAAAAGAUGAUAACAAUACGAUUAAUGUUUGUGCAUCUUUUGUUUGCACUUGAAAGUGUCAUUUAUUUGUGUCAAGAUAAGCCGAAUCGAAUUAUAUUUAAUCAAUUUAAUUGAUAAAGACGUUAACAGUGUGUAUUUUGUUUAUGAAAUAAUCGUAGUGUUUUGGGUAAUUGGUUUAGAAACAGUAAGUUUACAAUGUCAUCGUCUCAUGUCACUUCGAAACAAAGACCCCUCUGAAUACCAUUCUCCCAUUGAAUUCCACUCGCAAUCAAACUCUGGGAAAAUAAAGAAAUCAUUUCCGAUAUCGCCAAAUUUAUGAGGACAAAAGUCAAAUCCACAGACUAUAAGGCAGGAUUUACAGGAGACCGAAUGUUUCUUCAGAUAUUGUCUUAUAUUCAUGUUAAACACAUCUCAGAUGUCAAUGGAAAACGAAAACAGCUAAGCAGAAUUACAAAGCACCUUUUUCGUAAUGAAAAUUGUGUAGAACAGUAACAACCGUCAUAGAACUUGGGUAAAUUUCACUAUCCACUGUACUUUAUACUAUUGAUACAGAUUUUGGGAAUAGUUUGAAGUACCCACUUCUUAUUACUUUUAAGGUUUUUGUUCCGAUGAAUGCAUGGGACCCUAUAAUAAUGUUUGAAAUCUUCCACCUAUAAGUUGGAAAACUUCUCAUAUAUACGGUGGGCCUUCUGCGUGACUUCAGGUUUGCAACCCCGAAACAGUAUGGCAGAAUGGUGUUCUUAGAGGAAUAAAUCGUUAAUAACACCUCUCAAAAUCCAAAGAAGAACGUUCAAAACCUAAUCUGUUGAAGUUUCAGCUCAGUGGAUAAUUACAUUUUUCGAGAAAACAGUGAAAAACUAUGCACAACUUCAAUCACGAAACAUCAUUUCGUCAAUAGCACUUUUUAUUUCCAAAAAGCGGUCAAGUGACUGAUCGUUGGAACAUUCUUGAUUUUUCUAAAUGACAGCAAACCAGACGGAAUAAUUUCACGGGGUUUUUAUAUAGUACUAGUACCAUCUUCAAUCCAAGUAAGCUUUUGGACAAUAAUUCGGUUGGUUACUUUUGGGAUAAAUGCAAAUGAUCCUGUAAUUAUGCCUUUACAUGUAAGAAGGGGUCUUUAUAUGCUGAAAUAGUUUUACAGUUGUUUACUCAUUAA
Molecule: messenger RNA, 3254 nt
Organism: Patiria miniata (bat star)
Lineage: Eukaryota; Metazoa; Echinodermata; Asteroidea; Valvatida; Asterinidae
Exons: 5
Coding region: 168-2024 (618 amino acids)
Biological process (GO): regulation of transcription by RNA polymerase II
Molecular function (GO): RNA polymerase II transcription regulatory region sequence-specific DNA binding; DNA-binding transcription factor activity, RNA polymerase II-specific
Source: RefSeq, a predicted model, not a curated record